Molecule: messenger RNA, 435 nt
Organism: Prunus avium (sweet cherry)
Lineage: Eukaryota; Viridiplantae; Streptophyta; Magnoliopsida; Rosales; Rosaceae
Product: pyruvate kinase, cytosolic isozyme-like
Biological process (GO): glycolytic process
Molecular function (GO): pyruvate kinase activity; magnesium ion binding; potassium ion binding
Source: RefSeq, a predicted model, not a curated record
AUGAGUGAGAGUGAGGGGCCUGAGAUUCGUAUUGGAUUCCUCAAGGGUGGCAAACCUAUUCAACUUAAGGAAGGGCAGGAAAUCACCAUUACUACUGAUUACAGCAUCAAGAGGGACCAAGAGAUAAUUUCCAUGAGCUACAACAAGUUGGCCGUGGACUUGAAGCCUAGAAAUACCAUUUUAUGUGCAGAUGGUACCAUUACCCUCACUGUGUUCUCUUGUGAUCCAGCAGCUGGUACAGUUAGGUGCCGCUGUGAGAACACUGCAAUGCUGGGUGAGAGAAAAAAUGUCAAUCUUCCUGGUGUUGUGGUGGAUCUUCCUAAGCUGACGGAGAAGGAUAAGGAAGAUAUUCUGGAAUGGGCUGUGCCCAACAAGAUUGAUAUGAUUGCUCUUUCAUUUGUACGCAAGGGAUCAGAUCUUGUUAAUGUCCGGUAA